Messenger RNA from Drosophila ficusphila, 824 nucleotides. RefSeq lists its product as uncharacterized. NCBI's taxonomy places the organism in Eukaryota, Metazoa, Arthropoda, Insecta, Diptera, Drosophilidae. Bases 504 to 713 code for a protein of 69 amino acids. The transcript has a single exon. The record is from RefSeq and is a predicted model, not a curated record.
UUUCAGUCUCUGAUAGCCAACUCUCGGGAGCAGACCGAUCAGCGCUUUUCGGGCCAUUUUGCCAAGCCAAAACAGCAGAAAAACCAAAAUAUCAAGUAGCCAAGUGAAAAGCAAAGCAAACCAACCAACCUAAAGCCAAAACAACCAAGACAAUCGGGCACAGUUUCCGUGUUUCGUUUCGUUUUUUAUUUUGUGGGCCCAACAAGCAAGAGCCCCACGAAAAGAAAAAAAACUGCAAAAGUCAAAACAAAUCAGUGCAGCAGCCGCCAAUUGCAUCCCAUAUUGCUCUCCGGCGAAUGUGUGUGUCGCCGUGCUUUCGUGUGUGUGUGCGAGAAAACUGAGAGAAAAGUGAAACGACCGGCAGCGAAAGCGCGAAAAAAAAACAAAAUAAAAAUCAAAAUUAAAACACAAAUACGAAAAACAAAUACUUUUAGAAAAACCAAUAAUUCACCCGAAGGAAGUUGAAGCUGCGAGCUGACAUUAAAAGCGUUCAAAAUUGGAUUAUGCUUGGGCACAAACGCAACUGCCACGCCAUUCAGACGCCCAGCGACGCCGAGCAUGUGAAGUUAAAGCCGCACUUUCCACCGCCCCAGUGGCUCCUGCACCGCGUCACCUUCUCCCUGGAGCUCUACCACAAAAACAUCAUCAAAAAACUGCCCAGUUUCGGUAAAUUCCACGUUUUCCGGCUCACCAAGAACGUUUGCCAGACUUAAGUCAUUUAACCCCACACACACACAUAACCCGAUAACCCCAAAACGAAAACAAACUCCAAAAUAAAAAGAAAGACAAAGUGCGUUUAAAUUCAAGGAAAAAGUGAAUAUAGU